AUGAAGCAAAAUCAGAUGAAAUCAAGCCUGGUUCCUAUCAACUACUGGCCAGUUUUAAUGAAUCAGAGCUCAAGAAAAUGGGCACUUCCUGAUUCUGCAGCCACCCAAUGCAAUCCGUCUCCCACUUCAAAACAACCAAAAAUAAGAAAUGGUGCUAUGAGAUUAAGGCCAAGAAUAACAGACACUGUGAAGGGGAAGCUGAUACUAGGGGCAAAGCUUCUCCAAGCCGGUGGCAUCCAAAAGGUGUUCAAGAAGAACUUCAGUACUGUUAGAGACGGGGAAAAGCUUUUGAAGGCAUCUCAAUGUUAUUUAUCAACAACAUCUGGUCCAAUGCAUGGCCUACUCUUUAUUUCUACUCACAAAGUUUCCUUCCUUAGCGAGAGAUCAAUCAAAAUCCCUUCUUCAACUGGAAAGUCGUCCAUGAGAAUUCAUCAUAAGGUAUCAAUCCCAAUUGUCAAAAUUAAGAGAGCAAAUGAAAGUGAGAAUUUGAAGAAUCCAUCAGAGAAGUACAUACAAAUAGUCACGGAAGACCAUUUUGAGUUCUGGUUUAUGUGGUUCCAACACCAUCAAAGAACCUUGAAAUAUCUCCAGAAUGUAAUCAUUUUUGAAGCUCAGUAUCAGUAG
Molecule: messenger RNA, 624 nt
Organism: Ipomoea triloba (trilobed morning glory)
Lineage: Eukaryota; Viridiplantae; Streptophyta; Magnoliopsida; Solanales; Convolvulaceae
Product: GEM-like protein 4
Exons: 1
Coding region: 1-624 (207 amino acids)
Source: RefSeq, a predicted model, not a curated record